AUGAACUGCCGAUUCUUUAGCCAUUUUCCAGUUGGAAUUUCCCAUCCAGUCGCAGUGUUUCUUACUGAGGCUUUGGUCAAUGUCCUGCCCCCAUGCCUGUUUAAGGUAUUCUUCAAGAACAUUCUUCUUGGUCUACCUGCACAACCAUCCGGAGAUUCAGAGCCUCAGAAAAUCAACCGGCGACUAGAAAAGAUGAAUUCUGACGAUCCCCUGUUUAGAGAAGUUGCGCUGCGAUUCAUCUACAUGGCUGCUCAUCCUUAUGCCAGCCGAGUCGUGCGAGCUGUCAUUUUGCGGUUACACAAGCCUGACCUUGCCACCGUGCUCCGAAUGUUUUCAAUGGAAGUUUUUCCACCCGUUUCUUUAGUUACCACUACUGCAGUCAUGUUACCCUGUGACAGCGGAUGUGUUAACGAGGAGUCUGUAAUGGGCCUCAAGUUGGUGUUUAUCAAU
This is a messenger RNA of Protopolystoma xenopodis, 450 nucleotides long. Lineage: Eukaryota; Metazoa; Platyhelminthes; Monogenea; Polystomatidea; Polystomatidae. The record is from the annotation of a GenBank genome assembly.